Molecule: messenger RNA, 666 nt
Organism: Clonostachys rhizophaga
Lineage: Eukaryota; Fungi; Ascomycota; Sordariomycetes; Hypocreales; Bionectriaceae
Source: the annotation of a GenBank genome assembly
AUGGCUUCGAAUCUUCCGAUGCCGCUUUCUAACUGCCUCGCGUUAUGUCGAAUGUGGGCAAAUAACUCGCUAGUGGAGACUGGGGGUGACUUUCUGAAAGUUUCAAUGAAGACAGAACUAUCAAGACUACUAAAUGAGUACCGGGAAUAUGAUGGUGCUACUUUGGUUGCCGCCUUUCAGGCCGCCAUCAUCUACGCCAUUGCACUGCUUUUUCCUGCACCACACCAGCCUCCAUCCAGAAUGUUUGACCUCUCAACCCUGGCAGCUCUGAAAGAGUUUGGGGAAUACAUACGACCCGGAACCGUCAUGAUGCCGGAGGAGGUCUCUCACACACGUCCACCAUGGCAACAAUGGCUGCAAGUUUCUUGCAAGCGAAGAUCGUUGAUUUAUCUCUACUGCUUCGAGUGGAUGAAUGCAAUGUUGAAUAACUUCCAGAGUUUCCCCUGCACCAACGCGGAGUACAUGCCGGCCCCAGCGGGCAAGGUGCUUUGGGAGAUUACUGCGCAAGAGAAGUGGGAGGUCGCUUACGAUCGAUGGCUGGGAAGAUGGGCUGGUCUGGACGUGUUCACUUUAGGCGAUCUCGAAAAUAUGACGCCGGGGCCGACAUUGGACCUUCGCUCAGAAAUGUGGUUGGAAGAGGCUGAUGAGCUGGGCCAUAAAAAUUAA